CACUGCGCUGCACUCGGUGCCAUCAGAGGCGCAUGGACGGGAACUCAGCCCCAAACAAACCGGAAUAUUAAAAACUUUUAAAAAAAGGGACUACAUACAUUUUUCUAUUGUCUUUUUCCACUGGAAGUUUCCUUAUUUUUCUGCACCAUGAGGCUUUUCGGAGUUGCGCUCUUGCUGCUUCAUGUCUUGGCAGGGUCGGAGCCGGUCAGAGGCGCUGCGGUGGGCAGACAACACCACACGACUGUCAUCAACCUGAUGGACACCAAUACCGACAGGAGGACAGAGGACCAGAGAGCAACCACGGUGACGUACAGCGAGGAGGACGAGGCGGAGGAUGGCGCUUAUUACUACGAUGAAGACGAGGAUGAAGAUGGUUUUUCUGGAGAUCACGACUUAUUACCAAGAGUGGCCAUGUCAAGUAAACCCCAGGACCCGUCUGCCAUUCUGGAGGCUGAACGGGAAGAAAUCAAAAGGAGGAGAGAAAAGGGAAGAAAGAAGGGCAAAGGGAAAGGAAAGAAGAGGAAUCCCUGCUUGAAGAAGUACAAGGAUUUGUGCAUCCACGGCACCUGUCAGUAUCACCGGGAGCUCCGGGCCCCGUCCUGUGUGUGCCACACGAGUUACUCCGGGGAGAGGUGUGAGCUUUUCACGCUGCCCGUUGGGGGGCAGACCCAAGAGGGUUACAGCCGGACCACAGCCCUGGCUGUGGUUGCCGUGGUGCUGUCAACUCUCUGCCUCACCAUUAUUGGGCUUUUACUAAUGCUCAGGUAUCACAAGAGGGGCGCGUAUGAUGUAGAGAGCGAGGAGAAGGUCAAACUAGGGUUAGCAUCAAACCACUGAAGGGACAAAGAGAGGCGAAGAUGCAGAAAUUCUACCUCAAAAUAGAAAAAGAGAAGGGAACUGCCAAAAGGAGAAGGAAAAAGGAAGGUAUAUGAAGAAAGAAACCGAGUGGGUGUGCCCUGCGGCAAAGCACUCUUAACCCUCAGUUGGAAAAGCGAUGGGUUGGUCAGAUGGAAACAGGAAGCUCAGGAUUCUCUGGGAGGCCCCUCGUUCAUCAGGAGGAGAGAGCCGGCCCGGAAUGGGAAUACUGAUCGGCCCGGCGCGCACGGACUGACAGACAAGAAGAAACAAGAAGAGACAUUUGUUGUGCUGCUUCUCGGCUGUGUUUAAAGAAGAGUGUCAGACUGAAUGAGAUAAACGUUUAUCCCCUUACAAACAAAACAAACCAAAAAGAAAGAGCGUUUUUUUUCUCAACAGAACGCAUUUUAUAUUUCUUUUUUUUUUUGUGUACUGUAAACAUCAUAUUUAUACUUUUAAUUUAUUUAUUUAUAUGUAUUUUGCUGUAUUUAUGAAGAUUAUUAAAUUGCCUUCAUCCUUUCAAAAUGCACUGUCAAGGUUGUAAAACACAAAAACAAAAGAAAAGAUAUUACUGUUUUCACAUUGGACAAUAUUUAUUAGACAAUGCAAAAACUGCAGAAGCUCCUUCAGUUAUAUGUAUUUCAAAAUAAAUAUCACCCACAGAUAUUCGAUAUUGGCAUUGAUAAGCAGCACUGUGAUUGGACUUUAAUUUUUGUACUCUGACCCAAUAUUGUGUCGGCAACUUACAGCGUGCUAUUGUGUUACAGUGCGUUGUUUUUUGUUUUUGUCUGCCUACUUUUAGAUUUUAACCAGCAGAAUAUGAGCUCUCAGCUUCAUCUUUAUUUUUAAGUAGCAUUUAAAAGCAAGCCGUCAAACCCGGGGCCUUACUAAGCUGAGACGCUGUAGUGAGAAUUCGGUAGAAACACUAACGUGAUGCAUUUUCAUAAUUUCGUCUUACUACAGUUUAUCGUUACACACUGAUCCCUGUUAAGCUGUCAUUAAAAAUGUGAAUUCAAGUGUUCCACUUUUUCAAAGAAACCUGCUCUGCAGUUUUGAAGUGAUUUUUUUUUUUUUUUUUUUUUUUUUAUUUAUGUGAUUGUCUCAGA
Thalassophryne amazonica is the source of this 1961-nucleotide messenger RNA. It is a transcript of the gene hbegfa, whose product is annotated as heparin-binding EGF-like growth factor a. Gene Ontology annotation, biological process: positive regulation of mitotic nuclear division; positive regulation of cell population proliferation; epidermal growth factor receptor signaling pathway. The record is from RefSeq and is a predicted model, not a curated record. The transcript is spliced from 6 exons. Bases 148 to 837 code for a protein of 229 amino acids. NCBI's taxonomy places the organism in Eukaryota, Metazoa, Chordata, Actinopteri, Batrachoidiformes, Batrachoididae.